This is a messenger RNA of Pichia membranifaciens NRRL Y-2026, 7333 nucleotides long. RefSeq lists its product as hypothetical. Gene Ontology annotation, molecular function: phosphorelay sensor kinase activity; protein binding; ATP binding. Gene Ontology annotation, biological process: phosphorelay signal transduction system; protein phosphorylation. The record is from RefSeq and is a predicted model, not a curated record. The coding region runs from base 54 to 7241 and encodes 2395 amino acids. The transcript has a single exon. NCBI's taxonomy places the organism in Eukaryota, Fungi, Ascomycota, Pichiomycetes, Pichiales, Pichiaceae.
AUUACGUUGUUGUGUCGACCAGCCUACCUUUGUCGAUCUUUUUUAUCUCUGUAAUGGAAAGAAAAGGUCAGGCUGAACCAACUGGAAACAGUGCCAAGAACAACGACAAUGCUAACACGAACGGUGAUUACUUUUCCAUAAACCGGACAGCCAAUUUAUUUCCUCAUCAAGGCUUGCUUUCUUCGCCAACCUCAGCUACCUCCUACAGCAGUACAUCAACCAUUUUUAAUCUACCCAAGUAUGGCGCAAACCGACAGUCAUCGAACUUGAACCUCUUAUUGUCACCUAUAGCCACAUCUCCGGCAUCUACCAAUAUCGAACCAUCUGCUACAGAGUCUUCAGAAGCAGUAUUUUCACCCUUGUCAGCAUCAAAUACAAACUCCUUAUUAAAAGAUUUUCUUCAUCCAAGUGUUUUGCAUGAACUCGAGCAAAAGGCCUCUUUUUUCUCCAAGCAUUCCAAGUCCACGUAUUUAACUUCAAGUCUUCCUCAUGAUUACCUAAAUACGUCUCUCGAUUUGCAGGAGUCAGCAUCUCAAAAGUCACCAAAAAGCAAGAAUGACAUGUCGCAGAUCCUAAGUAGCUAUACGCUGAUCAGCAAGAUCCAUGACGACAAACAUAGUGAUCCGAUAAACCAUUAUCUUGCUGAACAUAAAACAACGAAGCAAAAAUUUGUGAUAAGAUUCAUUCGACAAUUGACCGUGGGAACGCUUUGUAGACUUGUCAACAGCUACUAUGCGACAUACAGUCCCGAUUCCACACAACCUAUUGACGAAUAUCCCUCAUUUAAAGAUAUCUUGGAAGAAAAAAAUGAGCAUAGAGCUUGCCCUCCCGAUUUGCCGGGAAUCUACCCAUGUACAAAAUUGGAGUUGUUGGAAAAUCAAAACGGUAUCGUUGCUUUCUAUCCAGUUGCUGAUAAUGUUGUCCCUUUGAGUAAGAUGGAGUUUGAUUCACCAGUGGAAAUAACAACCAUAAUACUGUUACUAGUCAACAUCUUAAAGGUUUUAAAAAGCAUUCAUAAACAUGGUAUUGUCAACAACACGUUACUACCAAGUGAUAUUUUUGUUAAUCCUAGUACAUAUGAUGUUUUUAUCAUGGGAUUUGACUUUUCAUUCUCAACAGAUGUAGAUUUCCAAGAAGUUCCUUAUAGAUCUGCCAAUAAAAGUCAUUCAUUAAACUACAUACCUUUUACCGCUCCAGAAAACUUUCAAAAUUUAGUUCCGGUUGAUUUCAGGGCUGAUAUCUAUGGAGCUGGAGCUAUAAUCUACUCCAUAUUGUCAAAAAGAGUGUUCAAACAGAAUAACAUGUUUAUUUUGGUUGCUGCUAUCAUCACAUUGAACAGUACACCUUUACACAUCAUUGAUUCAUCGAUUCCAAUAGAAUUUUCAAAAAUCAUUUCUAAGAUGAUUGACAAAGAUGCAAAACUGCGAUAUUCGUCCCUCGACCAUAUAAUUCAUGAUUUGGUAAAACUUUAUCAUAAUAUCACCCAAACAAACAUACCUCAUGAUCCAGUUCCUACUUCGCAAAGUCGAAUACCCAUACUUAUUCCAUCCGAAUUGGUCGGAAGAGAUGAAGUGAUAAAAUCGUUAUCAGCAGCAUUAUCGUCCAAUUCUGUAAAAACAUUCACUUUAACUGGUGAAACAGGAAUAGGGAAAUCGUCCAUUUUGGAGAGCCUAAGAAUUCCAGCCAUGACUAAAAAGAUGUUUUUUACAGCCUGGAAAUGCCAAGAUUUAAACUACGUUACCUCUAAAUUCCAAACUUUUGAUUUGAUAUUGUCUCAGUUGUUAAGAGAUAUCUUAUCCAUGGAUAAGCUCGACAUAGCUUUUUGGAGAGAUCUGUUAUCGGUAGAGGUCAAGUCAGAUUUUUCACUGUUGUUUGAUACAGUUCCUGAACUGAGAAUACUAUUAGGGCCUCGCUAUGCUCACAUGAAACAACGUAAGAUGAAUAAGAAUGUUUAUCAAAAAGAGCUUGGGCAUCAAUUCAUUUUGAAAAAGUUAUUUGAGCUUUUUAGCAGACAUGCCGGUUGGGUACUAGUUAUUGAAGAUAUUGGUAAUCUAGCCGAAGCAGAAGCGACAGUCCUUGAAGAACUGUGGUCACAUUUGAAGAAUGAUUUCAAAGAAGGCGAACUGAAUUUCACUUUGCUGACUUCAUAUACAAUAAGGGGAGAAAAAACCUCAGAUGAUGAGGACAACAUCCCUUCGUUUUUGAGGAGCAACGUUAUGAUUGAAAUUCCUCGCCUAACAUAUGAAAACGUUGAGAGGUACUUGAGUUUAUCGUUGCAGUUGUAUGAUAGUCAAUUUUUGUGGAAAGAUAUGCAAUCGAAACCUAACUCAUAUUACUUCGAACUAUCUAGUAACGUUCGGAUGAAUCAAGACAGGAGACAAAUGGCAGAACUGUUGCACAAAUAUAGCCAAGGUAAUCCUUUGGUAAUCAACAGGUUUAUCAUCCAAAUGCAUUUUGCUCAACUAAGAUCAAAAACUUCGUUGAAGCCUAUAGAAGUGUUCAAAAGUAUUUUUGCUACAAUAAAAAAAACAGGCCCUAGUGGUGAUGUCUUUUUUGACUGUAAUUUGUACACUAAGAAUGUGCCAAACGACCACACAGUUCAGAUUUUGAAAUAUGCAGCAUGUGUCUGUGUUGGCAAUUUAUUUGACAUGUAUGACUUAUCAGUUGUGACAGGGUUUGACGUAUCCACCUUAUAUAUAGUACUGUCUACGGGGAUAAUUACUCAGACGCUAAAAUCGUGCUCAAUAGUUUCAAAACUGCCAGUAGAUCGCUUGGAUGAUCCGGAUUUUCCACUCAGUAAAUUAAGCGCAGUGGAAAAAAGGAAGUUGUUGAAAUAUACCAAAUUCAAAUUUUUUCAUGAAACUAUACAACAUCAGCUGAUACAGUCAUUAAAAGAUGCAAAUGAAUUAGAAGAGUUCCACAGAAAUUGUGGGUUAAGGUUAUUUGAAAACUUAGAAGCAAAAUAUGGUUCUCUGAAGCUGACCAGUGCAGACUGCUUCUCUAUAGCGUAUCAUUUCAUAAACUCUUGGAAAGUUGCCAGACCCGAAGAAUAUUCAAUUUAUACUAAUAUUCUUAUAACCGCAGGAUGGUAUGCGUAUUCAUCAUACGAGCAUGUUUCAGCUUUGCGUCAUUUCCAAAUAGCUAAAGAGUUGACAACUGACUCACAGAUUUUGAAGGGACUAGAAUGGGUCGAAAUUCACAUAUAUGCGUUGAAAGGAAAACAUGAAAAGUCUAUUGACCUGAUAGAGAAAGCUUUGGAAAAAUAUCAAGAAAACGUUGAGGAUGUGGCACAGUUUUUGAUUGCAAAAAUGCAAAGUUUAAGAUCAAUGAACAAUUGGGAAGAAGCUUAUGAGGUAUGUUUAAAUACAUUGAAAGUACUUGAGUUUCCUCUCGAUUUAUCUUCUCUUAGUGGUAAAGAAAUUGAAGACUAUACCAACUUCGUUUUAAGACCUAAGCUUCCUGCUUCUCCCUCUGAGAUUCGUGAACUGAGAAAUUUGCCUCUUUUAAAGAAGAGGAGAGUUAUUUUGGUACAAAUGGUGUUGAUGGAUCUCAAUCAAUUUUCAGUGUACUUGAAUAAGCCAUAUUUAUUUCCUUUUGCCAAUUUAAUGAACGUCAUCCUUUUCAUGGAAAAUGGUAAAUCCGUUUAUUCCAGUUUUAGUUUGAUUAUUCUUGGCAGUUUGGAUGCUACAGUGGAUGCCAAAGGAUUGAAUAGAGCUCAUGAAUACUGCAAAUUGGCAUUCAGUAUUGUAAGUUCAGAUUCACUAGAAGCCAAUGAAUUAUUUAUCAUCUCCUUCAAAUGGUACUGUUGUUUGGUCGGAUCACUAAUUGGACCGAUUGAUAAAAUAAGUCAAUCUUUUGAUUUGAGUAUUAUAAAUUCGAAGGCGCAAAUGGUUGAAACAACAUUUUCAAAGGGUAUCGUUGUCAAGUUCAAAUUUCAGCUCUGGAUUACUCAAGGUUUGACUUCUAAAAACAUAUGGGAAAGGAUGGAAGUAAUUCGAGACUUUUACAGACCAGAAAAUGAUCCUAGAGGCUUAUACGAUAAAAUUUACAAACUAGUCAUUGGUUUGUUAAGCGUUUUAGAAGGGAAUUUAUCUUAUGAUAAGUAUGUGGACGGUUGGCUAAGUUUGGGCCUAGAUUUGAAAUGUGUACACAUGGGUUUGACUUACAAUGUUAGUAGAUGCUUUUCAUGCUACAUUUUAAGAAAGUAUGAAGUAGGAGCUGAUAUCGCAAUCAGAGAGUUGGUUGGUAACUGGUCUGAAGAGCUCGCAUCAAUUGAGAUGGCGUGGGCACGCUAUGUUUUUGUCUUAAUUAUUUAUAAAGACAAAGUCAGAAGGUGUGAUAUCAAUGAUCCAUAUAGUGAUGAAAUAUCUGAAAAGAUUGAAAAUCAUCUAAAGAAUACCCAAGCGUUUUUCAAAGAGUUAUCGGCACGAAACCCAUCAGUUUUUACCUGUAUGUUUUUGACUAUUGAUGCACUCAUCAAAGUGAUGGAUGAAGAGGCAUUUUCGCAGAUAGAUAUCCUAGCAGCUUUUGAGAUUGCCCUUGCAUCAUCUGUUGAGUACCAUCAUUAUUUACUUGAAGCCGUUGUGGCGGAAGAAUGUGCAAGAUGGCUGAAGACUGUCUCCAAAACUAACACUAUGACAACAAAGUACCUGAAGAUUGCAUACAACGCUUAUAAAGCAUGGGGGCUCACACUCAAAGUUGAGCAAAUUGAACAGGAGCUAAUUCUAGAUAUUGACUUGAGCUUGGAUUUAUCUCCUUCCCCCAUUGUCAGAUCGCAAAGAAGAAAUUCAAGAUUCUAUUUUCAGAACGAUUUCAUUCCAUUUCAACAUGACUCAGAAAACAGUUCAGCCGAUGUAAGUGGCUCUUUCAAACUCCCUUCGGAUAAACAGCAGGAUAAAAGUUUUUCUAGCUACCCACUCAAUGCUCUCAAAGCUAAAAGUGAUGAUGGUAUAGAUGACGGUGAUAGCUAUACCUCAUCAAGAGCUUCAGUAGGAAUUCCUGCAACUUCAGUACCCUUGAGAGUUUCAGACACUUUAGUUUCUGAAUGUGGGAUAAGUGAAUCGAAUGAGCAAGAUUAUACUGAUAAGGAAAUGGAUUUGAAUAAUAUUGAGGAAGAAGAUUGGGAUAAUGAUGCAGUUAUGGGGUUGAGCACAAAGAUAGCUCUGUCGGAUAAUUUUGAAGACAUUGUAAGAAUGUUAUUGCUUUUUUCAAUCCAUCUGGUGAAUGCAGAUUAUGGCUGUUUUAUAUUGAACUCCGAUGAUGGUACUCCAUAUUUGACAGCGAUGUGUUUGAAGAAUGCUGAAGUAAGGUUUUUCACGCAAGAAAUUUUGUCACUCAAAGGCGAUGUCCUACCUGUAAUUCUGGUUGAGGAAAGUAUGAAAGAAAACAUGUCGAUAUGGAGGGACUCCGACAAGUUUUAUUUUGACACGACAUACAAGAACCGAGAUCCAUAUUUUGAGUCUAACAAUUGUAAGAAUGUCAUUUGUAUACCUGUUAAAAGUGGAGACUCUACUGUUGUUGGUGCGUUAUAUUUGGAAAACCAAAGAGAAUCUACUUUUGUUGCAUUAAAGAAAAUAGUUCUACUAGAAUAUCUAUGCUUGCAAGGCUAUAUUUCAAUGAGCAAAAUGAAGUUGGUUGAAAAACUCGAAGUGGCAAAGAAGGCAGCAGAAGACGCAACAGCAGAUAGAACCAAUUUUUUGGCAAACAUGUCACACGAGAUAAGGACGCCUUUCAAUUCGUUGAUGUCUUGUGCUAUAUUUUUGCUUGACACCAAAUUGACGAAGUCGCAAAGGAUGUAUGUCGAAACGAUAAGAAAUUCUGCCAUGGUGACUCUCAGUAUUAUUGAUGGAAUCCUUUCAUUUUCUAAAAUUGAACACGGGUCGCUUUUACUUUCCUUUGAGGCUUUCAACUUGACAAAGUGUAUAGAGAAUGCAGUCCAAUUAGUUGCUGAGCAAGCUGCAUUGAAGAAAUUGGAGCUAGUUUUUAUCGAUGAUAAUUACCCAGUUAACACAGUAUAUGGUGAUGAGACAAGAAUUGUUCAAGUGAUCAUCAACUUAUUGGGUAAUUCAACCAAAUUUACCAAUAAAGGGUAUAUUUUUGUCCGUAGUAGUGUCAAAGAGGUAGCAAAAGAUCGGUAUGAGUUUACUAUUACUGUCAAGGAUUCAGGAAUUGGUAUUCCUGAAGGGAGUAAAGCAAGAUUAUUCAAAAUGUUCAAUCAGCUUGACGGUUCGAGUAAACGUGUUUAUGGGGGUUCUGGGCUUGGUUUAGCUAUUUCAAAAAAGUUGGCAGAAUAUAUGGGAGGAGAUGUUGACUAUGAAAGCAAGGAAGGUGAGGGUACUAGUUUCUGCUUCACGCUUACCAGUAAAGCCGAAAAGCAUGAGGCAAAGAGAAUCGAAGGCAUAAAGGAAGACGACCUUGUGGCGAUUUUAGACCCUCGGGAGCUCAGCUCUUUGAGCUUGAAAAAGUGUGUUGAAAGGAGAGGAUUUGAGGCAAAGAAUGUUGAGAUUUUUGAUAAACUGGAUGAUGCAGCCAGGGCGAAAUGCAAAAAAGCAAAGUUCAUCUUCAUCUACCUUGAAGUCAUGAAACAAGAGCACGAGCUAAAGCAACUACGUGGAGAAUUCCCAAACAGUGUAAUCAUUUACCAGAUUCCUUUUGGUGUCAGAAUACCGGCGUUCAUAGAAGAAAGGGAUAUUCCUGGAGAUUCUGAGGCCAAACUAGUAGACUUUGUGUUGUUGACCCCGUUCAGAAGGGAGAAGCUAGACGAGAUCCUACAGAACCAGCCACAGGAGCCUGGGGCAUCCACCGGAAAAAAGCCAGAGUCUGCCAAGGGUCUCAAGCUGGGGAAAAGAUGCCCCUUAAGCAUCCUUGUUGCAGAAGACAACAUGAUCAACACAAAAAUGGUCAGAUUGCAGUUGAAGCGGUUGGGCUACGAGUCUGAUCAUGCCAAAGACGGGGUAGAGGCGGUGGAGAAAAGCCACCAGCGCUUUGCUGAGGUUGGUGCACCCUAUGACUUGAUCUUGAUGGACUUGCAAAUGCCCAGGAAGGAUGGAUAUGAAGCAGCCGAGGAGAUCAAAGCGGAGUUUGCUGACCGCACCCGAAUCGUUGCGUUAAGUGCCAACGUCUAUUCGGAGGAGAAGGCCCGCUGUUUGCGCAUCGGCAUGAGCGGCUUUUUGAGCAAGCCCUUGCUUCCGGAUAAACUCUCACUACAGUUGGAGGAGGCAUAUCUGCAGAAAAAGCCUUAAAGAAAUCCCCUGCUGGCCGCAUUAGCUACAUGUAUAUUAGAGAGUAAAUGCUAGAAAGUAAGAUAAUAGAGUUUGAAAAAACAUGUUGGGGC